This is a messenger RNA of Phragmites australis (common reed), 1384 nucleotides long. RefSeq lists its product as uncharacterized. Lineage: Eukaryota; Viridiplantae; Streptophyta; Magnoliopsida; Poales; Poaceae. Gene Ontology annotation, cellular component: tRNA (m1A) methyltransferase complex; nucleus. The record is from RefSeq and is a predicted model, not a curated record. The transcript is spliced from 3 exons. Gene Ontology annotation, biological process: tRNA methylation. The coding region runs from base 125 to 1123 and encodes 332 amino acids.
CUUGCCCCGGACUGACAUCAGAAGCCGAUUAGACGAGCAAUAAAUCCCAAACCCACCAGCCGCCGCCGCCGCCGCUCUCCGUGACGCCGUGAGUCUCCCCACCGACCACCGCGGCACUACAACUAUGAUGGUCCCGCUCGACCCCGCGGGCAAGCCCACCUCGCAGCGCCGCAUCUCGGAGGGCGACACCGUCGUGGUUUACGAGCGCCACGACGCGAUGCGCGCCGUUGCCGUGCGCGCCGGCGGCGUGCUCCAGAACCGAUUCGGCGUCUUCCGCCACGACGACUGGCUCGGCCGCCCCUUCGGAUCCAAGGUCUACAGCUCCCCCGCCGCCGUCGGAGGAGGCAAGGGUGGCAGCGGCAAGGGGGGCGGCGCUAAGGGGUUCGUGCACCUCCUAGCGCCGACCCCGGAGCUCUGGACGCUGGUGCUCAGCCACCGGACGCAGAUCCUCUACAUCGCCGACAUCAGCCUCGUCGUCGCCUACCUCGAGCUCGUCCCCGGCUGCGUCGUGCUCGAGUCCGGCACCGGCAGCGGCUCGCUCACCACAUCGCUGGCACGCGCCGUCGCGCCUCACGGCCACGUCCACACCUUCGACUUCCACGAACAGAGGGCCGCCUCGGCCAGGGAAGACUUUGAGAGGAAUGGCCUAAGCAGCCUCAUCACGGUCAACGUACGGGAUAUACAAGGUGAAGGAUUCCCAGAGCAGCAUCGUGGUGUUUCUGAUGCUGUCUUCCUGGACUUGCCCCAGCCUUGGCUUGCAAUACCAUCUGUUGGGUUGAUGCUAAAGCAAGACGGAAUUUUGUGCUCCUUUUCACCUUGCAUUGAGCAAGUGCAGCGUGCUUGCGAAGCUAUGAGACCCUGUUUCACAGAUAUUAGAACCUUUGAAAUUCUUCUCCGCACCUAUGAAGUAAGAGAUGGUUCUCUCAAGAGUGCCACUGCCAAUGAAGAUCCUACUGUAGGGCCUCUUCCACUGAAAAGAAAAAAAAUUGCACAGCCCGGAGAAAUCUCGGACUCACAGAAGAACUCCUGUGUUUUGGUUAGACCGUGCAGCACUGCUAGAGGACACACUGGCUACUUGACGUUUGCAAGGCUUCGCUUGUGCGGGAGCCAAACUGAAUCUUAAAAUAGGGGAGUGUAAGAAUUAGCAGAUGACAAAUGGAUAGGUAAUUAGGCCCCAACUUUUAUAGCAGUAAAAUAGUUGUACUGGUCUGUUGUUAUCUGCGAGGAAAAUCCGGUAAGGAGAGGCCAAAGACUGUUGUUUUAUCUACCCCCUUAGGUGUUGCUCACAGUAAUUUAUUUUUUGAAUACUCCGCUCAGUUAAUUUUGGCAGUUGCUAAACAACUUUUUUUUUCGUUGUUGAGUCCUGCAGACUCACUGCCAUCUA